ACAAUACCUUGUCGUUGGCCAUGGCGUUCGAUAUAUCAAUGUCAAGUGAAGUCCUAAUGUCAUUCUUGUAAAGAUCAUGAAGGAACAAAAUUAAAGGGUUACAAAAUAAAAUUCUCAAUAACAACAAUCCCUGGAUGUGAUUCAGGUUUUAGGCCUAAACAACAACAUUUACAGUUUCCGUCAUGGAGCAAAUGUACAUGCUAGAGAUAUUUGUAGACAAAGUGACGAUCUUCUCAAACGAAUCUGAAGUAUCUGGCGAAGGUAAAAAACUCACAAUCAAAAUAAAGUUUGGACCUAAAACUGAAUUUCUCAUCAAAGAAAACCAACUUAUUGGAGAUGAUAAAAUACCCAGCGAUGAGAUUGAAACGGGGGUUAAUGGAUCACCUGCCUGGACGAGGACGGUUAGAGUCGGCCAGUCUUACCUGUUCCCGGCAUACUCAGACACAGUUCUGAUGAUCAUGGAUAAGUUUCCACUGGAGAUAGAAGUCUGGACCGAUGAUCCAAAUGAACAAGAGAUCUACGUAGGAAUAGGCCGAAUGGAAUGGAACACCGAAUUCUUCCACAUGCUUAAAGAAUCUGCAGAGCGAUGCAAACGAAUUCAACCUCUAACUGUAAAGCAGGUUACCGAUCUUCGAGCUGAAUGCUGCUGUAAAAUUUGCGGUCAGAUAUCUUUUAUAUUGAGACUCAGUUGCCUGGGUGAGGGUAUUACCACAGAGUUUCAACAGCUUAUGGCAGACCCUGAUACAUUCGUAUUUAGAACUGAUAAGACUCCUAGUGCAUUUCAAUGUAAAAGGAUAGACGGAGACCCAAACUUUACUGUUGUCGGAAGUAUAUACGAAACUACAACCCUAGAGUGUCCUCAAGACCCUGGUGAUCAGAAGAUUGAAAUAUGUACUGAUGUAGAAGCAUGUGCAAAACAUCGCAAAAGUAAAUCUUGUGAAGGCUUAAUACCACCACAUGGAUUAGAAAUAACAGGAGCGGACACAAAAUAUCCAAUAAAAAAAAUAAGAAUGGGGGAUAUAAAGGGCCCAUGUGGUAAUGCUAAUUGUGCAGUAGCUCAGAGAAUAAAAAAUUAUAUACGAAACUUAGACACAUACAAAAAAGCCACACAAAAUACAACUCUCGAAAGUAGAACUGUCACGGGAAAAGUAUGUGGAAAAUGUAUUUGCAAGGAUGACCGCUGGCACCGCGAAACAUGUCCAACACGAGAUCCAAACUUUGAAAGGGGAGUUUGUAAAAGUUGUGGUGGAUAUGUCGGGAGAAACGGAAAAACCUGUGACUUAACAAUAGAAGAUAUAACGGCAAGUAAAACACCUAUAACUCACAAUCAUGCUGAUCAAAACAAAACUGAUGAUAUUAGUUCUAAAAAGAGUGAUACUUCAAGAAAAACUACAAGCCAGAAGCCAAGUGGACAAGUUUCACCAUCAGCUAAAGAUAAUAGAGUACAGAGCCCACCUAGCGCAUUCUUUUGUACUGUGAGCCAUGGUACUAGAAAAAAUUAUGUAGAUCCUGCAAAGCAGGAUUGUACAACGCAAAUGAAAUCACUAGACAGUUUAUCUGAUAAAUCACGUUAUUGUUGCUGUAAUCGUGCAAUUAUUCAAAAGAUGAAGGACAAUCAAAGAAACGCAGAUCAGCUAACAAAACUCACACAUGAAACUGAACAAGAAUCCACGCAGCAUGAAAACCAACCUGACCUUCAAAGUAUAAUUGAACAAUCACAACAGCUCACCGAUGAAAAUACAAAACAAAGGAUAAUUAAUCAAAACCAGUCACAAUUUAGUACUUCUGAACAGGCUGCGAGGUAUGAAAACAAGCAGUACUCCCGUAAAGGAUAUAAUUCCAUAGUAUAUAUGGCUAGAGAGAAGGUGGAUAAGCCUGAAAAAGCUGAUAAACUGGAUAAAGUAGAAAACCCGGAAAAGUCAGAUAAGAAAAUCAGAGCAGAAAUUACAGUGAAAGUUAACCCCGCGACUUGUACUACCAUAGCUGACGAGAAUGCAUGCAGAUGUGAACCUAUUAAGCCGAAGCCACCGUGCAAUACUUAUGACUGCGUUUGUAUUAGUGAUGUUAUAAACAAAGCCAAAAGAAAAGCUCACAAGCCUUACUGUCCCUCAUAUGUUCAUAGAAGUAACUGUCCGGUAAUUCUACAAAAGGAGGAAGAGAAGGAAAACCAAGAAGAAAAGGAGAACCAAGAAGUCGUUGAAGAAUUACCGUAUGGCUUGCCCCCAAUUAAGCUUGGCCCAUGUCCUGUUAUGGGCAGACCCUGCACAGUGCCAGAUGGGUUUGCCAGGAUGUAUAAGACAGCUGCUCUUGAAGAGUUACCGAAAAGUUACACCGACUCAGGAAAGAUUUGCUGUUCUAAGGAGUAUGAACGAAUAAAAAAGGCAAUCAAAGAAUACAUGUUGAAAGAAAAAAGCGAUGAUUAUAGAUGUGCAAUCAAAUUCGCAGAGGUUACUGAAACAAGGUGUUGUGACAAGGGACAGAUUCUAGAUUCUCUGAUAGGAAAGGGCUGCUGUGGUACUCAUAAACUAGAACUCAAAGAUAAAUAUAAAAAUGUGAAACCAAACAAUUAGUGAAUAGCACAACAUACGCUAUGAUCAAUCUUGAUUAUUUUAUUUUGUAGCCCCAUUGACCAUCCUAAUAAAAUUUGUUCCAAAUA
This is a messenger RNA of Plutella xylostella (diamondback moth), 2656 nucleotides long. RefSeq lists its product as uncharacterized. The record is from RefSeq and is a predicted model, not a curated record. Lineage: Eukaryota; Metazoa; Arthropoda; Insecta; Lepidoptera; Plutellidae.